This is a messenger RNA of Penicillium daleae, 675 nucleotides long. RefSeq names its product GPI anchored serine-threonine rich family protein. NCBI's taxonomy places the organism in Eukaryota, Fungi, Ascomycota, Eurotiomycetes, Eurotiales, Aspergillaceae. The record is from RefSeq and is a predicted model, not a curated record. The coding region runs from base 1 to 675 and encodes 224 amino acids. The transcript has 4 exons.
AUGCGUCUCUCGCUCGCCUUGUCUCUUCUGCCUCUUGCAGGCUUCGUCGGAGCUCUUCACGUCACCGAGCCCGAGAAGGGUGCCGAUAUCAAGACUUCCAGCUCUCUGGCUGUCAAAUGGACUUUUGUUGACACCGAUGCUAAGAGCUUUGACCUUUACCUCGUCAACAACGCCGUCUAUCCUAGCAUUAACAAGAAGAUUGCUUCCAACGUAGAGACUUCUGAUGGCUCCUACACCAUUGACAGCCUCACUGGCGUCUCGGCAGGACAAGGAUACCAGAUCAACCUCCAGUCUGACGAAUCCAUGAACACCGGUAUCCUCGCCCAGUCCGAACAAUUCAACGUCACCGGCUCCACUCAGAGCUCCUCCACUUCCAGCUCGUCCACUUCCAGCUCGUCCACUUCCAGCUCGUCCACCAGCACUUCCUCGGGCACUACCACCGGUUCUACUACUACCAACACCUUGAUCACCAGCACCACCUCGACCGGGACUUCCACCAACUCUGAGACUACUGGUACUUCUGGUGCUACUGGCGCCCGUUCGUCGUCCGGCGCCUCUGCUAGCGGUACCUCUUCGCAGACUUCUGUUCCUUCUACUGGUGCUGCUGCGGCUCUGGUGGCUCACCCGGUCGCUGUCGCUGGUCUUCUCGCUGGUGCGUUGGCUUUCGGCCUGUAA